Molecule: messenger RNA, 1622 nt
Organism: Mucor mucedo
Lineage: Eukaryota; Fungi; Mucoromycota; Mucoromycetes; Mucorales; Mucoraceae
Product: G protein alpha subunit
Exons: 2
Coding region: 317-1393 (358 amino acids)
Biological process (GO): adenylate cyclase-modulating G protein-coupled receptor signaling pathway
Cellular component (GO): heterotrimeric G-protein complex
Molecular function (GO): G-protein beta/gamma-subunit complex binding; GTP binding; G protein-coupled receptor binding
Source: RefSeq, a predicted model, not a curated record
CCGCUACCAAUUAAAAGUUGUAUUCCGUCUCAAUCGUCUCCUUUUUUAGAAAUUGGUCAUUUUUCACGCGUCGUGACGAAAAAAAAAAAAAAGAUAUUUUAGUGCAAGCCGUAGGAGAUAAAAUGUAGAAUAAAAGUUAGUGGGAAAAAAGAAAAAAGAAAAUAAACCUAUCAUCAUUCAUGUUUCGAAAAAGUAGGUGUAAAGAGGAGGUUUUAUCCCUUCUUUUGUCUCCUUUUAAUCCGUCCAUAAUAAUUCCGCGUGCGAUUUUUUUUUAUUUAUUUAUUCUCUUCUUUCUUUCUAAAACAAUCAAUAAAAUAUGGGCUGUUGUGCGUCAACCCACGUAAAAGAUGAUGCGGGCAAAAGACGAGACCAAGAAAUCGAUGAACAGAUCAAAAAAGACCGCCAAAAGAUGAGCAACCAAGUCAAAUUAUUAUUGUUAGGCUCUGGCGAGUCCGGUAAAUCCACUCUGCUGAAACAAAUGCGCAUCAUUCAUGAUUGUGGCUUUCCUCAAGAAGAACGUUUAUCCUAUCGAGAAAUCAUCUUUAGUAACCUUAUCGAAUCCAUGAAGAAUAUCGUCAAUGCCAUGCACAAGCUAAAAAUUCAAUUGGCAGACCCUACACUAACCCAACAAGCCUAUCAGCUCAUAGCUGAUUUACCUGAACAAAUGGAAUGCGAUUAUGAUUUACCCACAGAUAUUGCUGAUGCCAUUCGACUCUUAUGGCAAGAUGAUGGUGUCAAAUAUACAUACAGCAGACGAAAUGAAUUUCAAUUGAACGAUUCUGCAGCCUACUAUUUUGAUGCCAUUGACCGCAUCUCCAGUCCAGACUAUAUCCCAAGUGAUGGUGAUGUUCUACGAGCACGAGUGAAAACCACAGGUAUCACCGAGACGAAAUUUGAGGUGGGUGACCUUAUUUACCGUAUGGUCGAUGUAGGAGGUCAACGUUCCGAGCGAAAAAAAUGGAUUCAUUGCUUUGAAGACGUAACUGCCAUCAUUUUUAUGGUUGCCAUCUCCGAAUACGACCAAGUACUAUUUGAAGACGAAUCUGUCAAUCGCAUGGGUGAAUCCCUUACUUUAUUCCAAUCGAUCUGUGACAUGGAAUGGUUCGCAAAGACUUCCAUCAUUCUCUUUAUGAAUAAGACUGAUCUCUUUAAGAAAAAGUUAAAAACUAGUCCUUUAAAGACGUAUUUCCCAAAAUAUAAAGGUGGGGAAAACUAUGACGAAGCAUGCAAAUUCCUCAUGGAACAGUUUCAAGCCCUCACUGUGAAAAAUUCAGAUAAAAGAGUGUAUACACACUUUACUUGUGCUACAGAUACAAAACAAAUUAAAUUCGUCAUGUCCGCUGUCAAUGAUAUUAUACUGCAAUCUACACUAAGAGACGUCGGCUUACUUUAAACAAACCACACAGAUGUAAAACAUACAAUUUAAUAACUAUUUUCUUUUUAUAUUUAAUAUACCCUUUAUAAACUACUAUUACUACUACUUUAAUGUGAUCACGUAUUGACUUUAUCAAGUGUGAGAAUAACCAAGCAUUUUACCUGCUACAUCUUGGCAACCCUGCAAUUUCAAAAUCCAGUCCCUCCCCUUAUUUCGAGAAGAUUCUUCCUCUAGUCCAUAGUAAUCC